UGAUGUAACUUUGAACGGGCCCUAAAGGAACUGUUGUAAGUCAAGGACUUCUUGUAGAAGCUGGAAACAGAACCUCUGAGGUCAACGGGACUUACCUUUCCUCUCCUUGAACCUUCAGGUUAUGGCUUUGUGGAUUUUGACAGCCCCACAGCAGCUCAGAAAGCCGUGACUGCACUCAAGGCCAGCGGGGUCCAAGCUCAGAUGGCCAAGGAGCAGGAUCCUACCAACCUCUACCUGUCAAACUUGCCUUUGGGCAUGGAUGAGGCUGAAUUGGAGUCGAUGCUGAAACCGUUCGGACAAGUCAUCUCGACACGUAUCCUACGUGAUGCCAGCGGCACCAGCCGAGGAGUUGGCUUUGCCAGGAUGGAGUCUACAGAAAAGUGUGAAGCAAUCAUCACCCACUUCAAUGGCAAAUAUAUCAAGACACCUCCAGGGGUCCCAGGUCCACAGUCCAUCUUGGAUGCACCAUCAGUCAUACCUCAUGCAGCCCACGGGGACGGUGCUCACACCUGCCAUGGACCACGCCAUUUCCAUCCAGCCCACUUCCAUGAUGGGGCCUCUCACCCAACAGCUGGGCCAUCUGUCCCUCAGCAGUGCUGGCACAUAUAUGCCAGCGGCAGCAGCUAUGCAAGGAGCCUAUAUCCCCCAGUAUACACCGGUGCCUUCCUCUAGUGUCGCAGUUGAG
This is a messenger RNA of Thamnophis sirtalis, 685 nucleotides long. The record is from RefSeq and is a predicted model, not a curated record. NCBI's taxonomy places the organism in Eukaryota, Metazoa, Chordata, Lepidosauria, Squamata, Natricidae.